This is a messenger RNA of Chara braunii, 2877 nucleotides long. NCBI's taxonomy places the organism in Eukaryota, Viridiplantae, Streptophyta, Charophyceae, Charales, Characeae. The record is from the annotation of a GenBank genome assembly.
GCAUAAAUCGGCCCUGCGCAAGGAUGAGGCGUAUAAAUCGCUCCAAUAAGGAAAAGUGGCGUUUACAUGUGUUCUUUGGAAGUCAGUCCAGAAGAAUGAGAGCUGUCGUGGCGCGCUUUGUUCUGAUGAGUUGAUGUCAAGAUGGAGGCAUUGCUGGUGUACGCGUCAGAAAGAAGCGAUGACUCAGACUCGGAAGAUGGUGGCCGGGGCGAAGGAAAUGGGAUGAUGGGGAAGAGACGGGGAGGGGAUGGUGGAGGGGAUGUGUUAUUGGUAUCAGGAGGGCCAAUCACCAUCUUCAGCGGCGGCGAUCAUGAUACCGCGGAGGCUGCGACAGCUGGCGCACAGUUGCUUAGCCACAUUAGCUAUGGUGAUGGAUCGGAGGAUGGGCGGGUUGGGGGGUCUUCGAGGAAGGAUGCUAUUGACAGUGCUAAAGAAAAGGGAGGAGGAGGAGGAGGAGGAGGAGGAGGAGGAGAUGGAGAUGGUGAAUGUAAAACAGCAACUGCAAGCCGUGCAGUCAAGCGACGCAGAUCUGAGGGGAAUUGGCAGGAUGACAGGUGGACCAAUCAAGUUGGCCAAUCAGCUGCUGAUAAAAGAUCAGCUACCGGUGAUAAUAACAGAAAAGAUGUUGGGCCCUUUGGGCCUAUUAUCACCAACGCCCAAGGGCCUUUCCUCAACAUGGGCGUGCGCAGAGCUGAAAGUACCAUUUUGAAAGGUGAUGGGAGUGGCCGUUGGUCAUUGUUCCUAACUGGGACCGACGCUGGGACCGACGCUGAGACCAAGGUUGGGACCAAGUCUGAGACUAAGGCUGGGACCACCAAGGCUGAAAUCGACUCCUUUUCUGCCGUUGAUGAGCGAUCAAGGAUGCAUGGAGACAAGGAGGGAGGAAUUGCAGCAGGAAGACAAGGAGACGUGGCUAUGGUGGGAGUAUCCGAUAACCGAUCUUCUUCUUCGGUCUUUGCUGACUCCUUUUGUAAAACUGCUCCGCAGCAAGUAAUCACUGGGAACCUUCUCAGCAGCAGCAGCAGCAAUUGCUGCAGCGGUAGCAGUAGCAGUAGCAGAGGGGAAAACAAGGAGAAAAAGAAACAAGGCACGAGCCGAACUAAGCUUGGGGUGCAAUUGACGACUACCUUCACUGAUAAGCUUGAGGAGGAGACAGGGGGGUGCAGUUCAUGGGGAGUGCCUCCACCUCCAUCUCCACGUCCACCUCCACCUCCACCUCCACCUUUGCCGCAGGAGUUCCUGACUCUGUUUGAAGAAAAGAACGGAACAGGGUUGGAUGAGGAGAGUGCAAGGCAUCAGGGAAGGAUAAGGAGCUUUCCUCACGUUGAAGGAAAUUUUGCUUGUCAUGUAUACAUUCGCUUUCCAAUUUCUACCCGUUGGCGAGGAGGGUUGGAAUCGUCGUUGCGGCGAGCAGCGCACCUUGUUCCCGGGCUGAAGUCCAUCGAAGAGGCCACCUCCUCCCCCCUUCCUCUUCCCACAGAUGGAGGGCAGUUUGGGGGAGGCCACGUGUCUACGAAAUCGCCAUCUGCUGGAUUGCGUACUACUAUGCUAGGAACGAGGGGCAACUCCAGCUCAGCUGCCACUGCUGCUGCUACUGCUGCUGCUACUGCUGCGUCGUCGGCACUGGGUGUUGGCGUUAAGGCGGCAGAUGAGUACCAUGUCAGCUUGUCAAGGACGGUCGCCAUUCGAUUCGCACAGAUCGACUCGGUUGUCGCGAUGCUGAAGAAAAGUUUCCGCAACCAGAGAAGGUUUGUGAUGGAAACAGGUUGGUGGGAAGCAUUCCAUAAUGACGAGCGGACAAGAUCAUUCCUUGCACUGCAGAUUGCUGGUGGUGCUUCUACGAUCUGCCAGCAGAUUCGACUCGUUGACCAUAUGAUGAAGCUCCAUAGCCUGCCAACAUUUUACCAGGAUCCUCGGCCUCAUAUUUCUGUCGCAUGGCUUCUUGGCGAUGCGAUGAAGGAACUGACCUCUGCAGCUGAAAUGCUCAAUAGGGAAAUGGAGAUGGUCACAAAGGCGACAGCUCACGGUGAAGAGGUAGGACGACGAGGGGGGGCUGUAUUUCCUUUCAAAGUGGAUGCCACUGAGGUGAUCUGCAGGAUCGGCCAGCGACUUCAUGUCAUCUGGGAAUCCCAUGGUUAAACGGUUAAACCCAUGGUUGAAGUUUUGGUUAAAUCCAUGGGGGCGUGUCCAUAGCCCAUGGACAGGAGACAGUAAAGAAAGGGAGGAUGAGCAGAGGGGGAGGAGUUGGGGAUGUGGUAUGUUCCAUCUCCAACUAGAUGUAACUCGGGUGAUUGGCAGGAUCGGCCGGCAAUUCCACGUCAUCCAUGCGGGGGUUUGGAAGUGGCUUUGGGACAGCGCACAGUGAAAGUGACGAGAGGUAGGACAAGGGGAGGGGUUAUGUUCCCGGUCAGAUGGCUUAACAGGUGUAGAACAGCUCACCCAUAUGAGCCACUCAUCAUAUGUCAUGGUAAUCUUCGUUUAGCAGCUGUAGACGUGGUCACGUGUAUGGUCUUCUUGGUUUAACAGCUGUAGACCUGCUCACACGUACAAGGAGGACAGCAUCAUCAAGGGAUUUUGACCAUCAUGUGGGGAAGCUUAAUCUGGUGACCAGUUGGUAGUCGGCAGCCCUUAUGGGGAGUGGAGGUGUCUCUCUUUGAGAAGAUGAUUCCACUUGCAAAUCGUGGUCAGGUUGUCGGUGUGAAAGUUUAUUUGAAGUAGUGUGCAAUAAGAGCGCACAAUCUACAUGCAUGUCAAAAAAAAUGUUGGGGGGAGGGCUUUUCCUUGAUAUCAGGGCAGCUAAUGGAGAGAUCAUCUCUCUCUCUCUCUCUCUCUCUCUCUCUCUCUCUCUCUCUGUGUGCGCGUAUUGUGCUUUUCCUG